AACGGUCGUAAAGCGUCACUUGUUAAUAGAACUUUGCCGGGUACGGAGUGUGCCUCUCUGAAGUCUGUGCCGCCGCGUUGGAUCGCUUUACAAGUGUGUGUGCGGUUGUACCCUUUGAGAGUGCAUUGUAAUCAUGCCCCGUGGUAGGCCCAGAGGAAGCUUAGGCGGCGGGAUGGCUAUUGACAAGCCACGUGGCCGCAUGACCGCCUACGCGUACUUCGUGCAGACUUGCCGUUCGGAACACAAGAAACUCCACCCGGAGGAGAACGUCCAGUUCCAGGAGUUCUCCCGCCAGUGCUCUGAGAGAUGGAAGACCAUGUCCGACGUCGAGAAGAAGAAGUUCCACGAACUGGCCGAGAAGGACAAGGAGCGCUUCGAGUCCGAAAUGAGCUCCUACCCGGGAGGCGGGGGAGGGCGGCGUGGACGCCGGGGGCGUAAGGCGCCCAAGGACCCCAACAAACCCAAACGUGCUCUGUCGGCCUUCUUCUUCUACGCCAACGACGAGCGUUCCAGGGUACGAGCCGCCAACCCGGACUUCUCCGUCGGGGAGGUGGCCAAGGAACUCGGCCGCCAGUGGAACGAGUUGACCGAGGGCGAGAAGCUGAAGUACGAGAAGCAGGCCGAGGAGGACCGUGCCCGCUACGACAGAGAAAUGCAGAUCUAUAAGUCAGGAGGUUCACCGGCGAAGAAGAUGAAGGCUAGCAAUGGACACCCCGUACCUGAAGAUAACGACCUCGACGACGAAGAAGUCCCCGAUGACGACGAUGACGAUGAUUUGGAUAAUGGCUCAGGCGACGAUUGAAUGACUCGAGAAAGAGAAAGUUUGUUGUAGUGUCGUAGAGAGAGCGAGGUCGUACCGUGCCCCCCGAUUGAGUGUGAGAGUGAAUGGACCAAAACGGAACUUUAUUAUUGUGAUGUACAAACUUAUUUUUAUAUUUGCAACCCUGUACAUUAUAGGAGAAAAAAGCUUAGUGAGUAAGGUAAUUUAAUAAUUAAUAUUUGCGACCAUUCCCCCAUGCAGAAGAGGGUGGUCAAAAUUUACUCAUGGAUUCAUUUUACAGAAAGUCCUUCUGCCUCUUGUCUCUUCAGGACAAAAUGUACUUAAAAAACCUCAAUUUCGCCUUUAGUUUUUAUAUUUUCUACCAAUAAACGAAAAAAAAACCCU
This is a messenger RNA of Macrobrachium nipponense, 1165 nucleotides long. Its product is annotated as high mobility group protein DSP1-like. Gene Ontology annotation, biological process: regulation of transcription by RNA polymerase II. Gene Ontology annotation, molecular function: DNA binding, bending. The transcript has a single exon. NCBI's taxonomy places the organism in Eukaryota, Metazoa, Arthropoda, Malacostraca, Decapoda, Palaemonidae. The record is from RefSeq and is a predicted model, not a curated record. Bases 134 to 802 code for a protein of 222 amino acids.